Colletotrichum scovillei is the source of this 918-nucleotide messenger RNA. Its product is annotated as 60S ribosomal subunit assembly/export protein loc-1. NCBI's taxonomy places the organism in Eukaryota, Fungi, Ascomycota, Sordariomycetes, Glomerellales, Glomerellaceae. The transcript is spliced from 2 exons. Gene Ontology annotation, biological process: ribosomal large subunit biogenesis; intracellular mRNA localization. Gene Ontology annotation, molecular function: mRNA binding. Gene Ontology annotation, cellular component: nucleolus; preribosome, large subunit precursor. The record is from RefSeq and is a predicted model, not a curated record. Bases 82 to 681 code for a protein of 199 amino acids.
UCGCGACACGCUCCAAUUGUAUAAUCCAAACCCGCCACAACCCGCAACAAGAAGACACUUCGCGUCACCGACUUCGCAGAAAUGGCGCCCAACAAGACGAGAACGAUUAAGAACAAGCACGCCGCCAACGGCUCCGGCAUCAAGAACAGCAAGGCCGCAGACAAGAGGCCCGUUCCUGAUGGCAUCGUCAGGAAAUCCAGAGACACGCCCAAGGGCACCAAGCCCCUCAAGGCCGGCGGCAAGACGAACCUCGAAGCCCUGCUGAAGAAGCGCAAGAAGAAGAUCUACACGGAGGAGGAGCUCGGCAUCCCCAAGCUGAACAAGAUCACGCCGGUUGGCGUGGAGAAGCCCAAGGGCAAGAAGAAGGGCAAGGUCUUUGUCGAUGACAGGGAGAGCAUGAACACCAUCCUCGCCAUGGUCCAGGCCGAGAAGGAGGGCCAGAUCGAGUCCAAGAUGAUGAAGGCGAGACAAAUGGAGGAGAUCCGCGAGGCCCGCCGGGUAGAGGCCGAGAAGAAGGAAGAGGAGAAGAAGAACAGGCUGGAGGAGACCAAGGACUCGCUGCGCAAGAAGAGGAAGCGCAACCCCCGCGCCGAGGACGAGGACAAGAUCAGCCAGUACGCGACCGCAGGGUCAAAGGCCGCCAAGCCCAAGGCGAAGAAGAAGAGCGUCUCCUUCGCGUGAGUGAAGAAGAUGGGGGGGUUUUUGGGAACACUUAAGCAGCAUGUCUUUGCAUCUUGGGCGGCGUUCGGGAGUGCCAAAAAAGAAAACAUAUUGGGUUGGUAAAAAGUUGGGAGGGGGAAACGUCUUCUUAUUCGUCUGUUUAUUUUAUCCCUCUGUUGUGUCGACGGCGUUCAGAGCAGAUACCACGGCGAGGGCUUGACCUUGCGCGAGAGCUUAAUGCACCACCAUAGGACAGCG